This is a messenger RNA of Protopterus annectens (West African lungfish), 7280 nucleotides long. Its product is annotated as neuropeptide Y receptor type 1-like. NCBI's taxonomy places the organism in Eukaryota, Metazoa, Chordata, Ceratodontiformes, Protopteridae. Gene Ontology annotation, molecular function: neuropeptide binding; neuropeptide Y receptor activity. The transcript has 4 exons. Gene Ontology annotation, cellular component: neuron projection; plasma membrane. The record is from RefSeq and is a predicted model, not a curated record. The coding region runs from base 343 to 1461 and encodes 372 amino acids. Gene Ontology annotation, biological process: G protein-coupled receptor signaling pathway.
UAGCAUUGUACCAGCUGGUGUGGCCUGUUUACACAUGGUGGAAUCCCUGUACAGCAGCUUCUUCAAUUCCAAUACUGACCUGUGAUUUCUUCAAAGUUCGUGUCUGUAUAUAAUUUGAAGAUUAGGAGUGGAUUAUAGCAGGAAUUCUGCAUGCCCUGAGGAUGAAAUGGCAUUGCCUUGAGGAUCAUAUGAGGUUCUUGAGGUACCUAAGAAAAUUACAGUACCAGCAAAUGAAAAAACAAUAGCUGCUGGAGAAAAGAUCAUGUCCAAAGUCGUGUCAGUGUUCUGUAAACCACAUUAGUGGAUUGUGAUGGUCACAUCUUCAGACAAACAUAGUAUGACAUGGAUCUGACAGUUUUCCUUUUGGCUGGAAACAAUUCCAUUCAUGUGAACUACUCAGAGAAGAAUGAAAGUUUAAAAGUCUAUGAGGGUGACUGUUUUGCAUCUUUGGCCAUAGUGUUUACCUUGGCACUAGCGUAUAGUGCAGUCAUUAUUCUGGGUGGUGCUGGAAACCUAGCUCUCAUUAUCAUCAUCUUGAAGCAAAAGGAGAUGCACAAUGUGACAAACAUACUUAUUGCCAAUCUGUCUUUUUCGGAUCUCCUAAUAUCAAUUAUGUGUUUGCCCUUCACUCUUGUCUACACUUUCAUGGACCACUGGAUAUUUGGUAUGGCCAUGUGCAAAAUUAAUUCCCUUGUGCAGUGCAUUUCAGUCACAGUGUCCAUCUUAUCCUUGGUUCUCAUAGCAAUUGAGCGUCACCAGUUAAUUGUCAACCCUAGAGGCUGGAGACCAAACAACAGGCAUGCUUACAUAGGUAUUGCAGCCAUAUGGAUACUGGCACUUUUGAUUUCCCUGCCGUUCAUGAUCUUCAUGGUUUUGACAGAUGAGCCCUUUAGAAAUGGAGCAGACACAAUUGAGACAUAUGAAGGAAAAUAUGCAUGUAUGGACAAGUUUCCAUCAGAGACAUUUAGGCUCACGUACACAACUUGUCUGAUGGUGAUGCAGUACUUUGGACCUCUCUUCUUUAUAUUUAUUUGCUAUUUAAAAAUAUACAUGCGUUUAAAAAGAAGAAAUGACAUUAUGGAGAGGAUGAGAGACAAUAAAUACAGAUCCAGUGAAACAAAAAGGAUCAACAUGAUGUUUAUUUCCAUUGUGGUGGCUUUUGCUGUCUGCUGGCUGCCUCUUAACAUCUUUAAUGCAGUUUUUGAUUGGAAUCAUGAAAUUAUUGAAAGCUGCAAUCAUAACCUUCUCUUUUCAAUCUGUCACCUAACGGCAAUGAUCUCCACCUGCGUAAACCCAAUAUUCUAUGGAUUUCUCAACAAGAACUUCCAGAGAGAUUUGCAAGUUCUGUUCUGGUUUUGCAAAUGUAGCUCCAGAGAAGAGGAUUAUGAAACUAUAGCCAUGUCGACAAUGCACACUGAUGUCUCCAAGUCCUCCUUGAAACAGAUGGCAUCUAUUGCUUAAAUUAAGGCAAGCAGUACUAUAUGGCGUGUCAGUGUGAUUGUUAGAAGACAAGCACAAUCUUCUUAAUGACGUGUUAUAUGAACCUUUUCUACUAUCCCCUUGGAAGUUUUAUUAUAAUUAGCAGUUACUAUUUCUGAGCUGUGCAUAACCAUGGUAUUGUCGCUGCGCACCUUUCAUUCAUAUGGGCCCAUUUAUGAGCUAUGACUAUGCAGGUGAUUCUCACCUUCACCUAUGUGACAGUCCUGUUACUUUUGUUAUUUUACUUAAAUGCAUUUUCUGUUUUACAUGAAAGUGUGUUAUACUUUCUCUUGUCCAUCCUCUGCUUUAAUAUCUUAUUCGACAAUAGAGUAAGUACCUGAUAGAUCUUUUCUGUAUAGUACAAGGACUCUUUGUAAGAGUAACAUUUUUACAAGGUUGUGUAUUAUUGCAAACAGAAGGAAGCAGCAUUUGAUGUGGCUGUGCUUUCAUUUCUCUCUCCUUUUUCUCUGUUUAGCCUAUAGUCGUGUCUACAUAGACUGUACAUAUCCACAGACAUUCAUGCACUCUAAACUGCUUCUUUCUUCCUAUUUCUACUCCUGCUGAAACAUAGCAGCAAGCAUCUUGCUUGCUUUCUUAGACUGGUAUAGUUUGAAACUAAUACUAGUAAUUGGAACGCUGUUUUAUAAUGUGCAUAUUCCUUAUAUUUCCCCCUUGUACAUGCAGUUGUGCAUAUGCACUCAAACAGAAACCCAGGCUUACCUGAAACUUGAAAUGUGGUGAGCAAGAGAGAAGGCACAGCAAUAGCAGCUAAAUGGUCAAUGAGAGUUUCGAUUAACAUUGCAUUUAUUCAACAGCGGCUUGCCUUGUUCUUCAUGCAGUUUUGUAAAGUGGUUUGUUCACACUCUUUUGACCAUGUACUAAACUAAUAUAAUUUAUUUACAAAUGUGUGGCAUAGCAUCAACAAAAAUAUUCAACUUGCUGCAAUUUUAUGUACAAAAUGAAUACCUCAGUACAGUGCAGUACUGUGAGAAACUAUGUAAAACAGAAUGAACUGAAAAAAUAAUUUCAACGUUAUGUAAAAUAACUUAAGUUUUAGUAAUAUUUAUGGAAUAUAAAUCAUAAAAAUGUUGUUGCAGAACAUCUGGAAGAAUAGUACACUUGUCUGCCUCCCUGCUACACAGUUAUGGUCCUGCAGAGUUAUUUCUUCAUUCUUUUUAAGCUGACUUAGCAUUACAUAAAGUGUUGCUUUUGUUAAGGUCACUGUAUGUCACAUUGGAGCAUCACUAUAGGAUUUGUUACAUUGUUGUGGCCAUUGUAUUAGAUACUACCGUUUAGCAAAAUGAAUUACAAUGUGUAGGGGAAUUUUAAUAACUGUUCCAAAUGCCAGAUAUUCAGCCCUGCAACAUAUUACCAAAGGGAGGAAAAAUUGCUGUCCCAUUUCACGAAGAUUGCUGCAGUCAGAAGCUGUUUCUGUGAAGACUAGUGGAAAGAUUUCCUUUCACAGACCUUGACAUAUGUCAAAGCACCACUACAAGAGCAAGUACUAGUAGGCUAAGACCAGACUUGCAUCUCCUCCACAUAUGUUCACUGCCCAUCAGCCAAAUUAACGCUUUUAGCAAAAGAUUGAUCUUUUACCUCCAUUGUCAAAGACCUCAGGUUGGGGGGAGGUACACCCUCAGCUCCCACUUGGAAGUUCUUCUAUCAGUCUAUUUUGUAAUGAUUAGCGUGAUACCAUGAUUGAACAAUCUGAUUCAAAAAAAUGGUCCCUUGAGUUAUUCAUCACAGAGGGGUUUUGGGGCCAGUAGUUCUCCUCCUGGUUAUGGCCAUAAGACCUCCAUAGACCAGCAGGAAAUUGAUAAGGAAAUAUUCUUGGCUGUCCUGCAAGAGGCUUCCAUCUCAUAGCCUGCACAUGAAACAGUUGUUCAAUGUCUUCUAGGAACUUUGAAUGCAGAUACAGGAGACAAAAAGUUCAACCAAAUGCCCAUGCUAGCCCUUGAGCAAGCCUGUUCCAAUACUUAUAGUAACAGUAUGAUCAGGAGAGAUUUGUCAUUGCCUAUUUCUCUGCUGUUUUAUACUAAUGUGUUAUGUACUUGCCUUUAUGCAAGACUGUGUCCCCAAAAAAUGGGUGCUCUGGUUCUUCCUUACCUUUGGGGUCCUUUGAGGAUUUGUUAGAUCUUGAUGUCAUGGCCUUUAUGAUGGCCAGGGAUAAUGAGGCCUUCCACUUCACAUAUGCUGUAGCUGACCCAGCAUUUAGAGAUACCCUUGGUCUUAUGAGGAGCAGCUUGGAAAAGCCUAUUACCCCUGUUUCUUCCCCCAGAAAUGUCUGGCAAUGUUUCUCAAAAGAAGUCUGAGGAGCCCUUGGCCAUCCCCCCUGUCCUAUCCUUUCCUCUCCACUCCCUGGAAUCUGUCAUUAAGGAUGCCAUUUUGCCUUGAUUGCCCUUUAAAGGGCUAAAAACUUUUGCAAGCUGCUGCCAUGCCCGAGACAGUUACAGCACUAAAAUUUCCACUGCUCAUUGUUUUAAUUUCUGUAGUCCAAAUUAAAUCCCAGCUACUACAGACUUUUACUAUCUUGUGGCUAGACUAGGAGUACAUCUUAGAUAUUUGUAGCAAAAGAGUAUAUGUCUGUGUCACAGAGAGGCUUAGGCUGCUAAACUGUUCACCUAACCUGUCCUAGUUCUGGGUGUAUCUGAUGAGAAAAGUAAUGAUUAAGCUGAUAUACCUGCCACAGUCUGGACUGAAGGAAGAGUUGUAUGGCCUUCCAUCGGAAUGCAGUGUUUUCUAUUAUGGUGUUGAUUGUGUUAACACUAUGGCAAGGGAUGUAGUCAUGGAUAUGUACCUGAGUGGCACAUUUGAGAGUGCCCUUCCUUAAGAAUGAGCUCGGGAGCAAGAUGCUGGAUGCCUAUUUUCUGGGGGAUAGGCUCUUCCACCAGCUUCCCUACAACACCUUUGAAGACCUCAUGAAGAGGAAACAGUCACUCAUAUCUCUGCAAGAUCUCUAUAAUCCCUCUCAGAUGUUUUCAUCCCUUCCUAUAUGAAAGCUAUCCAACUCCUGAAGAAGUGAUUAAUGUGGCAUUUGAAGAUGAUCCUUAGUCAUCGUGUGGGCCUACUCUCGCUCCAGUACCAAUGAAGUUGCCUGCAUUGCAGACUCUUCUGCUAUGCUUAUAGCAGUCCAGACUAUGUUCUUGGACUGCUGCCACAUGAGAGAGGUGGUGGUUCUUUGUAUUUAUCUCAGUUUUGAGAACCAUCUCAGUGAACCAGUGAGUUCAACCUGUGGUUGUCUAAGGGCACAAUCCAGAACUCAUGGGCCCUCAUUCAGUAAGGGCUUUGCUAUUGUUAGUCCACGUCAGUAGUGCUCUUGAGACAAGCCCAUAGUCCACUGCUAAUUAAAGCAGUAGCUGUUAUUUUUGUCCAGAAUUAGGUCUGAGCAUUCUUCUGUCAGUUCCUACUGUGCUUCUGAAGGGUAUGGAACAGUUCCAUCUUAUUCUGAGCCUGAGCAAUUUCAUUCACCAUAUCUAGUACAUAUGGCUUCAGAUGACCACCAUGCAGGGAAUCAUGUAAUUUCUCCUGCACUUGCACGGAGUUAUGUUACUAAACAUGAUGAAUUUCUUCUAGCACAUCAGCUUCUGGAGUCAACACAGAAGAUAAGUCUGGUUUGUUGUGAAUAUGCAUCACCUCCAUUACAAACUGUUGGCACUUGGGCUUCCUCAUUGCCCCAACCUGCAACAAGGUAUUGAGCAUAGUGGAUGUUGCCUCUUAAAAGGAACGUCUACUGAUGUUCUUGCAGUUAGAAGACUGACCUCUCAUGGCUUCUUCUGGAGUAUAUCUGGAACUCACCCCCCUGUGGUUGCUCUUUUGGAUGCCAUCCUUUGGAAUCAUCAUAAAUUUGAAGAAGUCUUCCUUACCCCAGUUCAAAGAAGGCACUUCAUCAGAGAAGAGUUGAACACUGUUAACAUCAGUUGUUCAUGCCCCCACUUAGAGGUCAAGAUAUUAUCCUUGGCCUUCUGAGUGAGGAUGCAAUGUAGGGUCUGGGUGCAAAUGUUUCUGUACUUUCUGGGUUUGAUGGAUACCAUGAACUUCAUGAUGCCAUUUCCAUACCUGGGGAUGCAGGUGUUGCUGUGAACUGUGUGAAAUCAGUAGGCUCAGAGCCACUUUGCUCCUAGUGACCUUCUUUUGGUACUAGACUCAUGUUGCUGGACCCUGGAGUGGUGGAGGAUCUUCACAAAUCUUCUGGUAUUUUUCUAUCUGCGGCCAAACUCAUAAUAGAUUUAACAACAGAUACUUUACAAGCAGUUUGGGGUGGAACUAGGGACCUACAGUGUGCAAGGACUGUGAUUUCCUGUUGAGAAGUGGGCUGUGCAUCAGUUAUUUGCAGUUCAGAGAAGAGCAUAUCAUCAGAGAAAAUGUUAUAAUGCUACUCCAACUCAGUUAAUGUUAGUAAAAGAACACAUUUUGCCAUCAGUGUACAAUUUCAGAGCAGUAAGACUUAUGAAACGGUAAUGUGUAGCAUUAUUAGAUAACUAUAAACUUCAGUGAUACACCAGAAGAUUCAAACAUAUGAGCAAAAUCAGGGAUGUUCUGUAAAAUUGAGGACAAUUGAGAGCUUUAGUCCAGCUGAAGACUUAUUAACUAGCACCAUCAUUCUUUAAUAUAAUAGAUGCAUUAUUAUUGCAGUAGUUGAUUUAACAGAGUUUCCUCCUUUAUAAGUCAGGAAUAUCCUGUCACCAUUCUUUUGUGAGUGAGAGGUCUAUUGGUUAUCAGCUGCUGUUGGAGUUCCCUGUAAGCCAGGUACUUAUUUAUUUUUAUAUUAGUUUAAUAACAUGGUGUAAUAUUUUCAUCAUUUGUGGAUUUUCAAGCUGAUACUUGCUAGUAGCUAGAGGUAGACCUGCCGACCUCUGGGAAUGAGCAAACUUAUCUGUCUGAUGCUUUUCAGAGAUGUAUGCAUGGUUCAGUACAAGAAAGAAAAUGUCAGAUACCAAUUGGCGUAGAAGCAAAACCCAGUCUAACCUAGAAUUCAUCAAGGAGAGACCACUUGUAGAUCAGCUGAUGUAGUAAGAAUGUAUACCUUACACUCCAGCCUGGAAAUUCGGUAUUUCUUUAAUUAGUAGAUGGUAUGUUAUGUGAAUGGUUGGAAAAUAGGUAUUACAUUAUUUGAGAUGAAAAGAACACAAUUCUGAGCUGUAGCAAACUUAUACAAGGUUUAGUACUUGACUUUUAUAAGUAUCGAUAGCUAGAGGAACUUACAUGUUCUUUAAGGCCCUUGAAGGGUUAAUCUCUUUGAUGAAUAUUUAAAAAUGUUUAGCAAAAGACAAUGUUUAAUAAAAAGAUUUCAUCAACAUUGAUCAUACUGGAGCUACAUGAAAUCAAGGCACAUCCUACUGUUUAAAGCUGUGGCAUUUAAGUAAUGGCUUGCAGACUGAUUAAUUCAGGAUUUUCCUCAUUUGUCAACUUAGUUUGCAGUCUCUGAUACUUUCUAAUAAAAAUGUUAAGUCUUCCAUAUCUGAUUCUUCAAACUUACUGUACUAACAAGUGUUUAAAAUGAUUUAUUAUUUGUUAGAGUAGGUGGAUAGAACAAUCAAUAUUUGUGAACUACUGUUUCUCUUUCAUUCUUUUUAGAUAUGUUUGAAGCUGCACUCCUUCCACUGAUUUAAUAAUAUAGUUGCAUAUGAUGACUUAAAGUUUAAGCUGAAUUUUACUAUGCUGUAUAUUUUCUUGUGCUGUAUCAUUUUUGUUUUACUAGAUCUCUGCCUUGAAUAUCUCCUGUAAAAGUGGUUACUGUGGCAUGUAUAAUGGAAGUACAUACUCAGUGAAUAAAUAAAAGUGAAUAAGCAAAGCAACUGUUA